UACAUUCUUCGACGGCUCUAGCUACCUUGCGAACGAAAACGCUAGCAGCUUUUCUCCAAAAAAUUAUGGUUGACAGUUGAUUAGGUUUGUGUACUUAUUACAGUUUUUAGCUGUAUUUGCUUUCUGUUGUCGCUGGGACCAUGGCUUCAGCUCGCUGCUGGUGCUGUCUUUGGCUAACGUUACCACUCCUCCUGCUGCGGUGGCCGGGGCUGCUUGUGACGGCGGAGCAGGUCGCUUUGGUGGAGGUUUUCCUGGAGCAGCCACCCGAUGUCAGCACUCUGCUCCAGGGGGAGGUGGUGGGGUCCAGCGGGGGCAGCAGAAGCUCCGAAGACCGAGAGGAGCUGGAGGGAGAGCUGGUCCUGGUGAGCCGGAGAGCAGAGGUUCAAGAUGAGGAGACGCAGGUGAGUGGAGAAAUAAAGGAGGAUGACGCCAAAGAGCAGGAGCUGUGGAUCGGGGUGGUGCCUGUCGAUAUGGAUGACAGCAAAGCCUCCACUGGGAACCAGGAGUCCUUCGCUGAUGCAAUGGUCAAUAAAAUGAAGCGAGCCUUGGUCCUAGGAGCUUCAGCGCUGAUCAUCCUGGCUCUCAACCAAAACACCGUCAGUGAGAUGGACCUUUCUCAGGUGCUUUCCAAACCAAUCAUUGUGAUCCAGACAUCUGAAAAUGUCACUAAGCUGAUUGGAGCUCUGCUCAGGGGUCUCCAGGCGACAGCGAAAAUCACAUACAGGACCAUCUUGCAGGACAACCUGGGAGCCACGCUCACGCUAUGGUCCAGCUGCGGCCGAUCGAGAGGCGGGCGCUACGGAGAGUGGCAGGGGGUCAUCUGCACGGGAGAGACCAACUCACAGGUCCAGAAAUACCUGCAGCAGCUGUGGGACACUGUCCUCCUGGUGGCUCUGAUCCUCAGCACCGGAGUCAUCGUUCAGGCUCGCUGGCAACACCAGGACCACCAGCUCAAUGACGACUUGGAGCUCCUUCCCAAACAGGACGUUCUGAAGACGAUGUCGUCUCUGAAGACCAAAACAUAUCGUCAGCCCAAACCCUGGUGUGACACGUCGCAGCCGCUAGAGACGGACAACUGCGCCGUCUGUCUGGAGCCGUUCAACAACAACCAGUGUCUGCGGGUGCUGCCGUGUCUUCACGAGUACCACAGAGACUGUGUCGACCCCUGGCUGCUGCUGCAACACACCUGUCCUCUGUGCAAACGCAGCAUCCUCAGCAGCGUCUGCAAAGACAGUUAACGGUUGCCUCACCUCCUCCACCGUCGCAGCAGCAGCAGCAGCAGC
Messenger RNA from Seriola dumerili (greater amberjack), 1283 nucleotides. It is a transcript of the gene rnf215, whose product is annotated as ring finger protein 215. The coding region runs from base 141 to 1238 and encodes 365 amino acids. Lineage: Eukaryota; Metazoa; Chordata; Actinopteri; Carangiformes; Carangidae. The record is from RefSeq and is a predicted model, not a curated record. The transcript has 10 exons. Gene Ontology annotation, molecular function: ubiquitin protein ligase activity. Gene Ontology annotation, biological process: ubiquitin-dependent protein catabolic process.